AAUUGAGUCUAGUUUACUUUCAUGUAUUUAUAUAUAAUAGGCGUUCUUUGGGUAAUGGACAGGAGCAGUCUUGGUUGAUGGGGAAAGGUUUUGUGUCAGCUGAAUGAAUCACCUUAGGUGGUGUGUCAUCAGUAGACAACAAGGUAUAUCAUCGAGGCCUCUGCCCGUCCACUAAUCCUUUCCCACACACCCCCUCCUCUCUCACCUCUUUCUCCCCAGCUUUAGUAUAAUAUCCAGUUUAUCUCAGACACAUUCAUCUGCCCCCCUGAGUGGCGUCUUACAGAUUAACAGUGGAUGGAGUUUAGAGGCAGCAGCCUCACGCUGAUCGCUCAGUCUUUAACCAAGGCCGGAUCUGUACGCUAAGCCCGCUAGACUUUGAAACCUUAAUGGAAGAUGCACGCAGCCUUCUGAGAGGAAGAGUCUAGCGCUGAGGUGUCGCUGAUGAUCUAGUGCUCAGGGGGAGGUUGUGGUGACAGCGGUUUGUUCAGGACAUGCAUAAAGGAUCCUUGGUAUGUUCCUGUACAAAGCCCUUAAACACAGAGAUGAAGAGGAGGACAUCCAGUCCCAGAAACCCUGGAUAGAAAGCACUUUCACCAAGAGGGAAUGUGUGUACAUACUUCCAGUGUCAAAGGACCCCCACAGAUGCCUUCCAGGAUGCCAGAUCUGCCAGCAGCUAGUGCGGUGCUGCUGCGGCCGGCUGGUGCGCCAACAUGCCGGCUUCACUGCAAGCUUGGCCACAAAGUACUCCGAUGUGAAGUUGGGUGAAAACUCCAACCUGCCCGAUCCAGAGGAGUGGUCGGUGGAAAAACACACAGAAGCGAGUCCAACUGAUGCCUAUGGUGUCAUCAACUUCCAGGGAGGGUCUCACUCUUACAGAGCCAAGUAUAUGCGUUUGGCUCACGACACGCGGCCGGAGAGCAUCCUACGGCUGAUGCUAAAGGAGUGGCAUAUGGAGCUCCCCAAGAUCCUCAUUUCUGUCCAUGGAGGAGUUCAGAACUUUGAGCUGCACCCUCGCAUCAAACAGGUGGUGGGAAAGGGUCUCAUCAAAGCUGCAGUCACAACUGGGGCCUGGAUCCUCACCGGAGGCGUCAACACAGGUGUGGCAAAGCAUGUUGGGGAUGCGCUAAAGGAGCACUGCUCAAGAUCAUCAAAGAGAAUCUACACAAUUGGUGUCGCCCCGUGGGGAGUGAUUGAAAACAGGAGCGAUCUCAUUGGCAGAGACAUUAUUGUUCCGUAUCAGACCCUGCUGAAUCCUCUUAGUAAGCUGAACGUUCUGAAUAAUCUUCACUCCCAUUUCCUUCUGGUGGAUGAUGGGACUGUGGGCAGAUAUGGAGCGGAGGUCAAACUGAGGCGGGAGCUGGAGAAACAUGUUAACCUGCAAAGAAUACACGCACGAAUCGGUCAGGGUGUUCCUGUUGUAGCGCUGAUCUUUGAGGGCGGUCCAAACGUGAUCCUGACGGUGUUGGAGUACCUUCAGGAGAGCCCUCCCGUCCCUGUGGUGGUGUGUGAAGGGACCGGCCGAGCUGCUGACAUAUUGGCCUACGUCCACAAGCAAACAGAGGAGGGGGGCGGCCUUCCUGAUGGGGUGGAGACGGACAUCAUUGCAACCAUCAAGAAAACGUUUAACUUCAGCCAGGGGGAAGCCAUUCAUCUCUUUCAGAAACUGAUGGAGUGCAUGAAAAGCAAAGAACUGAUCACAGUGUUUCACAUCAGCUCAGAGGAACACCAGGACAUUGAUGUAGCUAUUCUGAGGGCCUUGCUCCAAGGCACUAAUGCAUCUGCCUUCGAUCAGCUUGUCCUGACUCUGGCCUGGGACCGUGUAGACAUCGCCAAGAACCACGUGUUUGUGUACGGGCAGCAGCUUCUGGUGAGCUCUUUAGAACAAGCCAUGCUGGAUGCUCUCAUCAUGGACCGGGUGGAUUUUGUAAAGCUGCUCAUAGAAAAUGGUGUUAGCAUGCACCGUUUCCUGACAAUCAGUCGCCUAGAGGAGCUCUACAACACGAAACAACCUCCCAACAACCCAACUCUGCUCCACCUAGUUAGAGAUGUUAAACAGAGUAACCUCCCCCCAAACUAUAAAAUUACUUUGAUCGACAUUGGCCUGGUCAUUGAGUUCCUGAUGGGUGGCACUUACAGGUGCAACUACACCAGGAAGCGCUUCCGAAUCAUUUACCACAAUCUUCAUGGUGACAGCCGGAGGUCUGGGCGAUAUGGUGCAGGUCCUGGCUCUCAUCUGAGAAAAAGUCAUGAGACUUUCAGCAUGCAGGCUGACAAGAAGGAGAAGACGAGACACAAUCAGUUCAUCAAGACCGCACAGCCCUACAAACCCAAGCUGCAGCCUACCGCUGAGCAGAACAAGAAAAGAAACAAAGAGGAGAUAGUGGAUAUCGACGACCCAGAGACGCGCCGCUUCUCCUACCCUUUCAAUGAGCUCUUAGUUUGGGCUGUACUGAUGAAGAGACAGAAAAUGUCUCUCUUCUUCUGGCAGCAUGGGGAGGAGAACAUGGCCAAGGCGCUCGUAGCUUGUAAACUCUGCCGCUCGAUGAGCUACGAGGCCAAAAAGAGCGACGUGGUGGACGACACUUCAGAGGAGCUUAAAGAGUACUCAAAUGAGUUUGGGACGCUUGCAGUGGACCUGUUGGAGCAGUCCUUCAGGCAGGAUGAGACCAUGGCCAUGAAGCUGCUGACUUAUGAGCUGAAGAACUGGAGUAACUCCACCUGUUUGAAGCUGGCCGUCUCCUCACAUCUGCGGCCUUUUGUCGCUCACACCUGCACCCAGAUGCUGCUGUCAGACAUGUGGAUGGGUCGGCUGAACAUGCGCAAGAACUCCUGGUACAAGGUGAUUCUUAGUAUCUUGGUGCCUCCUGCCAUAUUGCUUUUGGAGUACAAAUCCAAAGCUGAGAUGGCUCACAUCCCUCAGAGUCAAGACGACCACCAAAUGACCAUGGAGGACAGCGAACACAACUUUCAGAACAUGGCUGACGACAUUCCAAUGGACGUCUUAAAGGAAACCAGAACUCACGAACAUUUGGAGGUGAAAAACGACAUGGAGACACAAGUCCGCUCCAGAAAACUGCCUUUAACAAGGAAGAUCUACGCCUUCUACCACGCUCCUAUUGUCAAGUUCUGGUCCAACACGCUUUUUUACCUGGGCUACUUGAUGCUGUACACUUUCGUAGUCCUAGUGAAAAUGGACAAGCUUCCUUCUCCUCAAGAAUGGGUGGUCAUCCUUUACAUCUUUACCUCUGCAAUUGAGAAGAUUCGAGAGAUGUUUAUGUCGGAGGCAGGCAAAAUAAGCCAGAAAAUAAAGGUGUGGUUCAAUGACUAUUUCAACGUGUCUGAUUUUCUGGCCAUCGUUACGUUCUUUAUCGGAUUUGGGUUGAGGUUUAGUGAAGGCAGCGCCUUCGUCACAGGGAGAACGGUUUACUGCCUCAACAUCAUCUUCUGGUAUGUCCGACUCCUGGACAUCCUGGCUGUGAACCAGCAGGCCGGACCGUAUGUCAUGAUGAUCGCUAAAAUGGUGGCCAACAUGUUUUAUAUCGUAGUUAUAAUGGCUGUUGUCCUACUGAGCUAUGGUGUCCCAAGAAAAGCCAUUCUGUACCCCAACGAGGAGCCCAGCUGGACACUGGCCAAGGAUGUGGUUUUUCAACCAUACUGGAUGAUGUACGGGGAAGUGUAUGCCUAUGAAAUCGAUGUGUGUGCCAAUAACAGUGAAGCAUCAGUACAGGGUCUGUGUUCGGAAACAGUGUGGCUGACGCCCCUCCUGCAAGCAGUCUACCUCUUUGUACAGUAUAUCCUGAUGGUCAACCUCCUUAUUGCCUUCUUUAAUAAUGUAUAUAUCCAAGUGAAGUCCAUUUCCAAUUUGGUGUGGAAGUACCAGCGCUAUCACUUUAUCAUGGCCUACCACGAGAAGCCUGUCCUCCCGCCCCCCUUCAUCCUCCUGUGCCAUAUUUACUCUCUCUUCUGUAUGUGUAGAAAGAGGAAGGAGAGCACCUACGGACCAAAACUGUUUCUCACCGAGGAAGACCAGAAGAAGCUCCAUGAUUUUGAGGAGCAGUGUGUGGAGACAUACUUUCAUGAGAAGGAUGAUCAGUUCCACUCAGGCAACGAGGAGCGUAUUCGUCUUACUUCUGAAAGAGUCGAGACGAUGUGUUUGCAGCUGAAGGAGGUUGGAAACAAGGUGAACUUUAUAAAGCGUUCCUUGCACACAUUGGACUCUCAGAUCGGUCACCUGCAAGACCUUUCUGCUCUGACUGUGGACACCCUAAAGACACUGACGGCUCAGAGGGCGUCUGAGGCCAGUAAGGUCCACACUCAGAUCACCAGGGAGCUCAGCCUGUCUAAGAACGUGGUCCCAAGUGUCGCACAUGUGCCAAUGGACUCUAAAUCGUCAGUAAUAGGCAAACGCAGCGUGGGGGCCUACUUUGGGUCGUCUUUUCCCCAAGCAGGACUCAACAUUGCAGAUUCUCUGUUUGGGAUUGGUGCAGAAGGAGCUGGGAUGGAAAGCCGUCUGAGAUUUGUGCACAGCCAUGGAACUGAGCUGGGGCCGGACCCCGUAACGAAUUCAGGACUAAGUCCAGAGAAAAGGGCCUUAUUCGGUCAAGGACACUUCGCUGCAGAGGCUGGAUCCUCAGGCAGUACAGGCCCCAGUGCCAUGGUCCAAAAUGCUGCGUCGCCUUCCCCUCCAGAGCGCCGUCACCGAGGCCACUCUUUCACCCAGAGUAAGCUGACCCGUCCACAAGAGCUGCGCCUUUCUGACUCGCCAUCCAGCCUUCCUAAUGUGCCCUCCCUUGGAGCCCAGUUUAACAUCAGCAGCACCUCUUCUCAGCCCAGUGGCUCCAGCCAUCCUGGAACUGCCCAGGAUGGGCUUCACCAGCACCCCCCCCAGCCAGACAGCACCGCUGUAGAGUUCGGGGCAUUUGUAGGACAUAAAGAAAGUUUGGAUAUGCAGCAUUCUACACCUAAACAGAGCUCCAGCAGACAGCAAAGCCCGACCCAGCAGCUCAGAUCACAGGUUGAAGGUCACGGUCUCCUCAGGGUGGUUAACUCGUAUGCUGGAUUCACAGAGUUUGACAGAACUCCAGCUUUUCUUCAUCCAGACCCCACUCUGACACAGAAGGACAGGAGCAGAGUUUCAGCUGAGGACAUCCCCAGAGCUGCAGUAUUGGAGAGAGUUCAGGUGAAAUCAGCCCAAGCCAGCUCUCUGAGGCCUCCUGAGGAAGAAACACUAAAUGCUGCUGUUUCUCUAUACACAGCGCGCCACAGCCAUCUGGGACCCAGGAAGGACUCUAUUGGCUCACCGUUCAAACCCAUGGAAAGCUAUCAAUACUCAGCUGUGGAGAGGAACAACUUAAUGAGGCUGUCUCAGAGCAUCCCCUUCACUCCUGUGCCCCCUAGAGGGGAGCCGGUUACAGUGUACCGUCUGGAGGAAAGCUCUCCCAACACCAUCAACAACAGCAUGUCCUCCUGGGCCCAGCGGGGCCUCUGUGCCAAAAUUGAAUUUCUCAGCAAGGAGGAGAUGGGUGGUGGUCUCAGACGAGCUCUUAAGGUCCUCUGUACUUGGUCAGAGUAUGACAUUCUGAAGCCUGGACAUCUCUACAUUGUCAAGUCCUUCCUGCCUGAGGUUGUCCAGACAUGGCAGAGCAUCUACAAAGAGGACACCGUGUUGCAUCUUUGUCUCAGGGAGAUUCAACAACAACGAGCUGCUCAGAAGCUGACAUUUGCCUUCAACCAAAUCAGGCCAAAGACGAUCCCGUACUCACCGAGGUUUUUGGAGGUGUAUUUGCUGUACUGCCAUUCAGCUGGCCAGUGGUUUGCUAUAGAAGAGUGCAUCACCGGUGAGUUCAGGAAGUUCAAUAACAACAACGGGGACGAAAUCGUUCCCACCAACCUCCUGGAGGAAACCAUGCUGGCCUUCAGCCACUGGACCUACGAGUACACCCGUGGAGAACUGCUGGUGCUCGACCUGCAGGGCGUUGGAGAGAUCCUGACCGAUCCAUCUGUUAUUAAAAGUGGGGAGAAAGGAUCAUAUGACAUGAUAUUUGGACCUGCCAACCUCGGAGACGAUGCCAUCAGAAACUUCCGUACUAAACACCACUGCAACUCCUGCUGUCGGAAACUCAAACUUCCAGAUCUAAAGAGGAAUGACUACACACCAGAUAAGGCUACCUUCCCACAGGAUGACUCUCCCAGCUCAGGGGGCGGAGUCAAAGAGUCCCAACAAUCAAUGAAAUUGAUGCUGUGAUCAGUAAAACACUUUGUGGGUGCGUUUGUGUAAAAGGACAUUGCUUUUUUUGUUUUGUUUUUAAUCUAAUUUAAGUAAAGCCAAGGAGCGGGAAAGUGAAGCCACUGAACUGGAAGAAUUGCCGCUGUGUUUUUCAUGCAUGCAGACUGUUGUGUAUUUGUAGGUUCCACCAAGAGGAUAUGGAACAUGUCUGCUUUCUUAAUCUUUUGUUUUUAGACCAGGAGAGGCGAGGAGGGGAAGAGAUUUUUAAAGGCACACCGUGGACUUCUUCCACCUGAAGAGUUGACACAUGUGUUAUUUGAAAUGAUUCCUCGGGCCAAUAUACAGCCAUUGACACGAUCAAUGCUACAAGUAGGGCUCUACUCUUGAAAUGAUGCCUAUGUAAGUUGUGAGAAGAUGCACCGUCGUUGGCCAGGUCAUGUGACCUGGAAAAACGUGUAGCUUUACGGCCACAGGCUCUUAUAUAGUCAUGCAGCUAAGGCUUUAGCUCUACUAUUUUUGUGCCUGCUCGACUACUCGUCACGGCUGAGGCACGGAAAGAGUUUAAACCUGAGGAGGCUAGAAAGAGAAAAUGUGAAAGAGAUCAAGGAAAAACAGGAGUCUGUCUUGGGAAGGAGUUUGUUCGUUGGCGCAGGCUGAAAGAAGAAGCCAGAUG
Cyprinodon tularosa is the source of this 6899-nucleotide messenger RNA. It is a transcript of the gene trpm7, whose product is annotated as transient receptor potential cation channel, subfamily M, member 7. Bases 512 to 6244 code for a protein of 1910 amino acids. Gene Ontology annotation, molecular function: ATP binding; protein serine/threonine kinase activity; calcium channel activity. Gene Ontology annotation, cellular component: membrane. The record is from RefSeq and is a predicted model, not a curated record. Gene Ontology annotation, biological process: protein phosphorylation; monoatomic cation homeostasis; monoatomic cation transmembrane transport. Lineage: Eukaryota; Metazoa; Chordata; Actinopteri; Cyprinodontiformes; Cyprinodontidae. The transcript has 40 exons.